AUGGCUACAAACUGUGCUAGUUGCCAUUCAUUGGUAAAUCGCUCGAAGCCAGGUAUACCGUGCGAUGGUUUUUGUGAACAGUCUUUUCACAUUUCUUGUGUGGGAAUUCCAUCAGAUGUAUUGAAGAUAAUAAAAACACCUGGUUUAUUCUGGUACUGUCCUACAUGCUCUCAGCAGAAAAAAGAUUUUGAUCGAGUAUUUAUCAAAAUUGAUGAUAAAGUAGAUACACUUAUUGCUGAUGUUUAUAAUAUUUUCUCCGAGGCUAAAGGUCAUCUGAUAAAUAAGGUUGAUGAAACUUUGGAACAGACUGUCUCACAAAGGGUCCCGGGUCCAAGUGCCUCAUAUGCAAAUACCUUGAAAAAGACUGUGAACGUGAUUGUUACGCCAAAAAACAAUGAUCAGUCUCAUUCUGCUACGAGGCUUAGAAUUAGUCAGUCUGUUGACCCUGUAGAUAACAAUAUAAGAUUUUCUCAGGUGAAAAAUAUAAAAAACGGUGGAAUACUGAUCAAAUGUGAAGGUUCGGAUGAUGCCAAUAAACUGAAGGAUUUGGCGUCGCGGCACCUUUCUGCCGAUUAUGAGGUGAUGGAGGUGAGGAAGUUCAACCCGCGCUUAAAAAUUGUUGGAAUGUCUCAGUGUAUCGAAAAAGAGGAGUUGUGUACAAUGCUGAAAUCUCAAAAUAAUGCGUUUCAUGCUGAAAGUGAGUGUAGUGAUUUAAAAGUUUGGCCAACAAAAAAAUCAGCUACUGUUUAUCAAGCUAUUUUAGAUGUAGAUUGUACUACUUAUGCUAAUGUUCUCAAACAAGGUAAGGUCCUUGUCAAUUAUGAUAGUUGUGCGGUUUAUGACGCAAUCAAUUUAAAAUUGUGCUUCAAAUGCUGUGGGCUGAAUCAUUAUGCAAAAAAUUGUAGAAGUAGUAGUCAAACCUGUGUAAAAUGCUCUUUGGAUCAUAAAGUGUCUGAUUGUCGAUCUGUCAAUCUGAAAUGUAUUAAUUGUGUAAACGCCCGUCAUUCAAAAACAGAUCACGCUGCCUGGGAUACAAAUCAAUGUACAGUAUACAAAAAUAAAUUAAAUGAAUACAAAAAAUCUAUAAUCUAUAACAGGUGA
Molecule: messenger RNA, 1101 nt
Organism: Acanthoscelides obtectus
Lineage: Eukaryota; Metazoa; Arthropoda; Insecta; Coleoptera; Chrysomelidae
Source: the annotation of a GenBank genome assembly